AGAUGCCCGAACCACCUCAACUGGCUCCUUUCGAUGUGGAGGAGCAGCGGCUCUACUCUGAGCCCCUCCCGGAUGGCCGAACUUCUCACCCUUUCAUUUUAGCACAGGACCAGGUGCACUGACUGUAAGUGUGUUUUACAUUUAAACUACAGGAGUGAGAGUUUGGUGCAAACCAGCAGUUCAACAGGCUGAUGCAUGUCAAUCAGAAUGUUCUUUCAAAGUAAAAGUAAACAGUGAGCCGUGGUGAUCGGGUGAACUCGAAUUCUUUUUCUCAUUUCAGCUCUUUGACUUUUAACCCACCGCCUCGUGUGUGAGGACUCGUGAGUGUUGUCUGUGAGGACAUUUGACUAAAGCUGUCAUGUGUUCGUUUCUUUUUGGCUGUUUUAGUGUUUGAAGGUUUGAGUUUUGAGUCUUUGAUUAUUACUUCACAGCUUUGCAGUCCUGAGUUUAGUCUUGAUUUUUACAUAGUAGCAGUUUUCGAUCCCACCCUGGUUUCCUGUCUGCUCUCCUUGCUGACUGCUGAUUGGUUGUUUCACUUUGAAUGUUUAUUCUCUUGUGUUAGUUUAACUUCAUUCUUCUCACCUGUGUUAUUUACUUUCACCUGUGUCUUGUUCUGUUCCUGUUCUCACAAAUCAGCCCUCGGUGUAUAAAUAGUCCUGCCUUUUUCUUUGUCAGAUCUUCUGGCUCGUCAUAUUUUUAGAUUUCUUUUUUUUUUUUUUAUUACCACUAAAAGGCUAUUUUAUAUAAAGGCUGAGUUUUGUUGGAAUAUUCUGCCUCCACUCUGCAUACCUUAAAAAAUCCAGGAAAAAUUAAAGCGUGUAACCAAGAAGCAGCCACUGAAUCCAGCUGGUUCACUGAGAGCACGGCUGUCUGAAGGACAGAACGAGCUUUGUUCAUAAAUGUCUGUCCUGAAAGCCGAGCAUCAAUAAAAGAGCCAAACUGUAAAAACUAACUUCCCAGGUUCACCUUUCCCUGAUCUGAGACACAGAGCCGCCUUUGAGAGGACCAGAGGCCUCAGUCAUGGCCUAAUUUUGGUAUGAAGAGAUUAUCAUUAAAUAUUGUAUUUUUUAUACUUAUUUAUAUCUCAAAAAGAGAUUGCAACCUUGCAAGACAUGCAGUAAAAUAUUUGGACCAAGUGGCUCUCAAAGUGGGUUUUUUAGCAUUCCCCUCUGCACCCAAAAUUACAGUUUUAACUCAGUUGUUAAAAAAGAUCCAGUUUUAUUUGAAUCUCAGUGUCAGACCAGCAGGUUUGCAUCAGCACACACUGUGUGUGAGAUAAUAAGCUCAUAAAAUAAUUAUAAAAGAAAAGCAGAAAAUCUUUUGAGAACAACAACACUUUAAUUGUUUUGCACAGAAAAAUCUAAAUGAUUAUUUAACUCAUGAAAUUAUAUGAAAAUUGUUUUCCUUCGUUCGAUCACUAAUAAUGAAUCACAUUUUGUAUGACAACUUUAGAUUUAGACCAGUUUGUAUUAGUCCUGUUUUUUAGUAUUAUUAUUGCAUCUCUCCUUUUUUUGUAGUUAUUAUCAUCAAAUUUACUUCCCUGCCCGGCACCGACAGGGUUGAGCAGCCGCGUAAAGAACACCAUAAAAAUAUUUAGCCAGCUUCAAACAUUUUAUAGCUUUACAUGCAAGUCAAAUAAAAAUGACCUGCCCUCCUUAAUGAUGAUAAUCACACGUGAUUUUAUUUUCUACAAAUGUGAGAUAAUAAGAGACAAAAGAAUAAGCUCAGUUUGAGAUGUUAAUAUAAUCUAUAACUCUGAGACUGAUAGUAUUAAUGACACACUCACUUGUGCACGCUUUGCUGAUAUUUCUGUUUAAUUUAUUCAGUAUUUUGUUUUUACUGCCUGCUUAUAGAUUUUCUUGCAGCGGUCUUAAAAACACAGCCUUUCCCUGUUUCCCUGAUGAAGGCUGAGGUCUGACUGAUGUCCUCGGUCAGCUUUCUAAAGACGUCAGAUGUCCAGCUAAUUCCUGCUCAGUGUCCCGCCUCCCCAGGGAAACUUAAAUCAGCGUUUCUGUGACAGGACUUGUGAGUGGCAGCGACGCCCCCAAUCAGCACCUCAUAAAAACCUCACUCAGCAGAGGUCAGCUCCUCCUCCCGCUCCGGAGGGGCCCCGCUGGAGGAGUUCCCUCAGCCAGUGUAAACAGGAGCUCCAACAUGAGGAGAGACUCAAGUGCAAAGUACUGAAAGCACCGUGGGAUGGUUUUGUGUCAUGAGCAAAACUGCCUGAAAUAAAUACUGGAACUCCAUUAAUGAAGCAAAAACUGAAAAAGGACUUUGACACAUUAGUUUGAGUCCAGAUUUCCAGGAUGGAGGUCACAUCGCAUGGUGUAAGUCCACAGAGCUCUGUGUGACUAACCAAUGAGCCCCAGCUAUGAUCUCUCAUAAUAACAGAAUUUAUAAUGAAACCAAGUCAACGUGGAGUCUCGAAAAUAUGCACUUUUAUCCAAAUGCCAACAUUUGCUAAUAAAUAAAUAUGAGGAAAAUAUAUUAUAGCCAGUAUAAAGACACAUUAAUCAUCCUCAGCUGACACCUUAAAGAGAGAAUCAUUAUUUUUAAUUUGAAUAUAUUUUUUUUACAAUUUUUUUUAACUCAGGUAAAUGUUGUAAUCCUACAAUAUUAGAGUAUAAAUGCUGCUUUUCCUGCUUUGCUGAAGGAUUAUUCAAAAUAACAAAACAGUGUUUAAACUCUUAUGUGUGGAGCUACCAAAAUAAUUUAAUUUUUAGUCUUUUAAACUCUCCUGUGUCUUUUCUCAGGCAUUUUUUCUUCCAAUAAAUGACACGUUGCUUUAGCCACAUUAUAAUUUUUCAUGUGUAAAAGAAUGUGUGACUUUGAGCUCAUUUUAAAUACUCUGUAUAUGCAAUCCUGUCAUUUUAAGCUUCUAUAGGACAACUUCACAUAUCCUAUAGAAGGCAGAACAAAGGACAGCGUUUUCCAUAUUCACCUACAUAUGUGAAAAAAACAGAAUAUAAAUAUGCUGAUGCACUGAGGCCAUACAGCACUACAAACACAGAACUUCAUGUAUUUAUUUAGCUUUAGGUCCCUCUGGGUUGGACCAGCUCAGAAACACCAGCAGGCUGUGAUGGAGAGUGACUGUGUGAGGCAGACUCAGUGUUUUAAUAUCAAAGCUGUACAAUCUGAGAUUAUUAACAUUUCACAUGUGAGUGGGCACUUUCAUUGAAUUAAUAUUGCCAAUAUUGUGUUGACACAGCUACAUAUAAUUAUGGGCUAUAAUACAUAAUGACUGACCUGACUGGCACAAGUUUAAUUUGGAUUACAUUUCUAACGUGAGUAAAUUCGAGUAACCUUUUUUUAAUGUGUCACCCACGCGUGUCACAGCGAGCGCGGUCACAGACAGCGAACAGGUGUUUAAACCCAACUCACGAAGGUUUUACUGCUUAAACUGAAGCUGAUAAGCCUGCAGGUGAUGCCCCUCCAAAGCAGCCCCUCACCUCACGGUGGCUAAUUUGGCCACGACCAGCGCGUCAGGGCGCUAAAGGACACCUUGUGCGUGACGUGGAGACGCAGGAGUCCCUCCAGCAUCCUGCAGAGCCGCAGCUCUAACAGAGAAGCUGCAGUAUAAACUUUUAUCUCGCCCGUGUUUUACUCUUUAUCGUGAACAACACGAAUAAAUUUAUUAUGCGUUCACCCGCAGCCUCCCACUCCCACAAAUCUACUCGUCCGGCACAAACUGCAAAGCCACUCUAGUCACCUUGAAAUUUCCUCUGCUAUUUUCCAAUUAAAAGCUUAAUAGCCCUGGAGACGGGCUUCACGCGGGGAAGUUUACCGUGCUCUUAUUCGCUGUAAGCCGCGAGCCUCGGAUCCCAUUAUUUGCUUGAAUAAACCUUUUUUACGGUCAGAAAUGGGCCCGGCUUUGUCCGGUGUUAUGUUUCAAUGCCCUCUAUUAGUCCGGCAGAAGGGACAUAUCAGCAUCCUCGACAUAGUUCCCAAAGGGCUUUUAUACAUGCAGAGGCCUAAUCAGCUAAGUUAUGCACGAUUGUGUAAAAGGUGCGAGAAGCGCCAUUAUUAUUUUUCGCCCCUAGAAUUAAGACUUAAAGCCUUUCAGGCUGCAGGAAACAGAGGAGAGCGCGGAUAGAUGUCCGGGCCUGUAAUCGAAUUAUGAACAGUCUUUAAAUACCAACCUUUUUACAACGUAAAGGUUUUCAUUGGUGGGUGACUCAUUUGGAUAGUUCGGAAAAAAGGAAACACUUUGAAUUUUAUUUUUAUGAAACAACUGAUUUAAGAUUUAAAGGUUUCACUGGUUUGUUUCAGGGAGCGAGUCCUUGAUUAACCUGCACACAGGAGAUGACAUAUUUAGUCGUUUUGUGAUUACACGCUUCUUCUUCUUAUAUGUGUGUGUGUGUGUGUGUGUGUGUGUCUGUGUGUCUGUGUGUGUGUGUGUGGUGUACGACACUAAUGUUGCUGAAAAGGGGCUCAAAACAAAUCGAGUGCCUGGAAAGAACAUGAAGCUCUUAAAUCUUGAUGUGAGGCUGUCCUGCAGAGUGAUUUUUCUCUGAGCUACUUGCACUAAUAUCGCACUAAUACUGCAGUAAUAUUGCACUAAUAUUGCAGUAAUGUUGCAGUAAUAUUGCACUAAUAAUGCAGUAAUGUUGCAGUAAUAUUGCACUUAUAAUGCACUAAUACUGCAGUAAUAUUGCACUAAUAUUGCAGUAAUGUUGCAGUAAUAUUGCACUUAUAAUGCACUAAUAAUGCAGUAAUAUUGCAGUAAUGUUGCAGUAAUAUUGCACUAAUAUCGCACUAAUACUGCAGUAAUAUCGCACUAAUAUUGCAGUAAUGUUGCAAUAAUAUUGCACUUAUAAUGCACUAAUACUGCAGUAAUAUUGCACUAAUAUUGCACUAAUAUCGCACUAAUACUGCAGUAAUAUUGCACUAAUAUUGCAGUAAUGUUGCAGUAAUAUUGCACUAAUAAUGCAGUAAUAUCGCACUAAUACUGCAGUAAUAUUGCACUAAUAUUGCAGUAAUGUUGCAGUAAUAUUGCACUAAUAAUGCAGUAAUAUUGCACUAAUAAUGCAGUAAUAUCGCACUAAUAUCGCACUAAUAUUGCACUAAUAUUGCAGUAAUGUUGCAGUAAUAUCGCACUAAUGCUGUAGUAAUUUUGCACUAAUAUUGGAGUAAUCUUGUAGUAAUAUUGUAGUAAUGCUGUAGCUUCAUUGAUAAAUCUGUAACAUGAGGUUUGAUUUCGGGUCCAGGGUCACGUGUUUGGCUCCAGCAGCGUGUGUCCGGUGCUUCGGGAGGUCGUUGCUGUUAUCUGAUCCUCGCAGGCGCUUUGACGCGUUUGGUUACUGCUCGUCUCCAUAAGAGCGUGUGAGGCUGAUGCGUAUCAGUGCUGUCAGCUGAGGAAAGGUGGAUCCUCCACUACAAGCCCACACCUCUCAUCCUCCUCUUGUCAUGCGUGCGGCACAGCAGCUCCAUCCACCUCCACCUCUCUGACUGCUGCUGCGGCCGACGGCGACUCUCGCGCCCGCGUCCACGCUGGAAAACACGCUGAGCCCGAGGCAAUGAACGGUUACGGGUCUCCGUACCUCUACAUGGGGACUCCGGUGUCACAGCCUCGGGCCCCCCUCCAGAGGACCCCCAAGUGCGCGCGCUGCCGGAACCACGGCGUGCUGUCUUGGCUCAAGGGUCACAAGCGCUACUGCCGGUUCAAAGACUGCACCUGCGAGAAGUGCAUCCUCAUCAUCGAGCGGCAGCGCGUCAUGGCGGCGCAGGUGGCGCUCCGGAGACAGCAGGCAAACGAGAGCCUAGAAAGCCUCAUCCCGGAGUCCCUCAGAGUGCUGCCCGGCAUCGGCUUAGCCGGGACCGGCGAGGGGAAUCAGCCAGCCCCGCCGAGGACCGAGGAGCUGGAGCUGAGGUGGAGCAGCACGGAGCCGGGGCAGCCCGGAGCACCGCUGUGCUCAGAGCCCACGGAGGACGGCGCAGACGAGGUUUCAGCAGGAGAGAACGGAGAGAGCUCCAGCGAGAAGGAGCAGGAUGCGGUCAGCUCACCCGAGGCCUCCAAACCAAACUGCUACACCCCCGAGCCUCCGGGGACCCCCUCCCUGCCAGAGGAGAGCCGCUACGGCCUCCCUAAAGCCGGGAGCGCCGAGAAGGAGGCCAAAGCCGAGAGUCCGCAGAAGUACCCGGCCAGCCCCGCGGAGCAGGGCGUGCUGAUCGAGGGCCUCGGCGGCUCCAUUACGCUGCCCCUCAGCCUCCGGGCCAACCGGCCCCCGCUCGAGGUGCUCAAGAAGAUCUUCCCCGCCCACAAGCCGCCGGUCUUGGAGCUCAUCCUGCGGGGCUGUGGGGGCGACCUGGUGGGGGCCAUCGAGGUGCUGCUGUCCAGUCGGAAUCCUGACGCCAGCGCGCCACCGCACGCGGACGUGCACGCAGACGCGCUGGUGCUGCCCUCCAACGGACACCUGUUCGAACCCGGGCUGGGCUCCUACCACCCGGCGUCCUCCUCUGCCAAGUGGUCCGUGGGCUCCGCCUUCCGGGUCCCGGACUCGCUGCGCUUCACCUCUGACUCCGCCGCGGGGGUGGUGUCCACGGGUGCGCUGGGGGUCCCCCUGCAGCACCCGUCCUUCCCGCAGCCCACGCGCUACCCGCUUAUGCUGCGAAGCUCUCUGACGCGCAGCCACGCGGGCCCCUUCGUGCACAACGACGUGACUCUGUGGAACUCCGUGGCCCUGCAGCAGCAGUACCAGCUGCGCUCCGCGGCGCAGUACGUGUCCCCGUUCCCCCCUGGCGCCCCUGGCGGGCCCGGGCUGUUCCGCGGCUCACCCCUCCUCCCCUCCAGGCCCUCCGAGGAGCCGCGCGUGGGCAUCCAGGAGGAGGGGUGCCCGCUGGGGCCCAAGCCGGGCCUCUACUCCCCGGAUGAGGAGUACGAGGAGCGCUCAGAUUCCGCAGACUCCCGCAUCCUGAACUCCUCCAGCUGAACCGGAGGCUGAGGAACAUGUGUCACUGUGACAGGACGUGUGCGUGGACGGCAUGGACUGUCCUGUUGAGCUGAGCCGUGGGAGCAAUCACUCCGAUGAACCUCAAACAUCAGCCUCGCGCUUCCCACGCUGGACUCGACCAAAGCGGGUGAAUGUAACAGACUCAUUAUUCUGAAAGCGUCUCAGCUGUUUCCUGUAAGCAUGUGUAGUACUGUGAAAUCUGCCGUGUCCGGAUCAUGGCUGCAUGUCGAGUAAUGCCAAAUAAAUGUGAGUAGUCCAAACGGAUCAGGCUGUUUUCUUGCGUGUCGGCCUGCGCGCUCACACACACUCAGUCACGAUUACACUAGACUACAACAUGUCUGCCCACAGUCCGGCUUCACAUCCACACAUAAAACACGCGUGACACCAAAGGAUAAUAAGAAAUAAUACAGGCAAAAUAUGGAAACAUUCACGAUAAUGAUUUUGUUUUAUGGAGCAGCAGAAAUAAUAAUACCUCAAUUUGAUCAGGACUGGAAACACUUAAUAUGUUUAUGAGUGUGCUGUGGGCCUGAUCUCUGUCAUCCGUGGCACCGUCACCGCACUCCUCACAGACACGUGAUGUUGUUUUUGUAUUAAAUGUUUUUAUAUCAUCUAUAAAACAGAAGGAUCUGAAAGCAGCUUUAAAAAAAUCUGAUUUUCCUUUAAAAAUAAUUAUUAAUCUCAGUUUGGUUCGAUGCAUUAAAACAUGAGAUUAUAAAUAUGAUAUUCAUGUUAUUUAAAAUGAUUAAAACCUCGUGAAACCCACUGUUUGGAUAUUUGGUGUCAUAUCGAAGAUGUUUCUGUAAAAGUGAAAAACAAACACUGAUCGUCAUCAGACAGUGACGUCAGUCAGGCUGUCAGUGCUUUAAAAAUCUCAAACACAAUAAUAAGAGCACGUGUCUCCCUCAGUGCUCGUGGUUCAGUAUUUAAACCUGUGACGUGUUGAUCAUCUGCGCAGCUGCUGCAGACCAAUCACAUAUUCCAGCUUUUAAACUUCCGCUUGUUCAGACGCUCCUUUCAAAUGUGACAAAUUCAAACCUGACCCAGCUAAGAGGAAACAUCCGGAUUAAGCAGCUGCAGCGGAUUAAAAUAAACAUACGUGACUUUAUAGUUACAACAGAGAAGUGACGGCGCUGUGAAUAAUCUGUGGAUCAAAACUAUCCACGCACGUGGGGGGAAAAAUUGUUUUUACUCACAGAAA
Messenger RNA from Oreochromis aureus, 8148 nucleotides. It is a transcript of the gene dmrt3a, whose product is annotated as doublesex and mab-3 related transcription factor 3a. Gene Ontology annotation, cellular component: nucleus. Lineage: Eukaryota; Metazoa; Chordata; Actinopteri; Cichliformes; Cichlidae. The transcript has 2 exons. Gene Ontology annotation, biological process: regulation of transcription by RNA polymerase II; male sex differentiation. The record is from RefSeq and is a predicted model, not a curated record. Bases 5517 to 6929 code for a protein of 470 amino acids. Gene Ontology annotation, molecular function: DNA-binding transcription factor activity, RNA polymerase II-specific; RNA polymerase II cis-regulatory region sequence-specific DNA binding; protein binding.